AUGCCCAGUAUCAGGUGCCGCAACUGGCAUGUGUUGUUCAACAUCACAAUCAUCGCUGCCUCAGCCACAUACGGUUGUGUCGCGGUCCAAAAAAUCAUCGGUACUGGAAGUUUACUGGUCCAGGUGCUUCGACGAGCUGGCUCCACUUCAAAGCUUCCCACGAGUGUCACGGUUAUCGACAUCGACUACCCGUCUCAAGAUACACUACGACCCGCUUUCGAAGGCCAGGAUGCAGUUCUGUCCUUGGUUCCAACCUUAACAACAGAGUCGCAGAUUACCUUCAUCGAUGCAGCUGCCUCGGCUGUUAUACGCCGCUUAUUCCCUCAGAAUACAGUCAAGGUCCAAGAACAUAUGCUCAAGACAGCGAGAGCCACGAGGCUCAACUACACAAUCAUCUAUAACGGCGCGUGGCUAGAUGCCGGGGCGUUCAGUUUCUUCGUCAACUUCUCCGAUACCACAACCAACAUACACGACGGUGGAAACGUACCCAUCAGCAUCUCAACACUCGACACCAUCGCAGAUGCCCUUGUUGGUGUCGUUGAUCAUCCGGAGGAGACGGAGAAUCGAUCUGCCUACGUCCACGACAUGGUCACGAUGCAGGAUCAUCUUCUAUCUGUCGCUAAACGAGUGAACCCGAUGAAAGAGUGGAAGACGCAGGAUUUCAACCCCGACGACCUGACUGCAAGAUAUAAUGUAGGACUCGCUAAGGGACUGCUGAAUAUGGAGGCCUUUUUGUCUGUGUACGACGGGACGUAUAAUGAGUUGCUACGAAGCAGAGGAAAGACGGAUGACGAUCUGGUGGAGAUCUUGAAACAUAUACUUCUGAGAGGACCUUGA
Molecule: messenger RNA, 837 nt
Organism: Macroventuria anomochaeta
Lineage: Eukaryota; Fungi; Ascomycota; Dothideomycetes; Pleosporales; Didymellaceae
Exons: 4
Coding region: 1-837 (278 amino acids)
Source: RefSeq, a predicted model, not a curated record